GUAUAAAAAGUGCCGGCCGGCGAGCGACUGGCAUCAGUUUGCAAGCUUUCAGCUUUGUGGCACAGCGUAUCCCAGCGAACUCUAACCCGUUAAACCAAGCAAAAAGCAACUAGCAUUACAACAGUGAAGGUAAAUCGCAUUGAAGAUACAUACAUAUCAACAUGAGCGAGUUGUCCAGACUGCAGCAGCAGCAGCAGCAGGAUCAGGAUCGGGAGCGUGUUUCCCAAGAGCUGAUCGACUGCGAUAUUGACUUUGAGGAGGUGGCGGCCUCCAAGGUGGGGGAGGAGGCCAGGAUGCCACCCAGUUCCAAGCGAUACACCAAAGCCCUGAAGAUGGUGACCAAGGUGCAGCGCAUGCUGGAGCAGGCCAUGAUCCUGCUGGCCGAGGAAGAGGCCAGGUGCCGGCAGCAGGAGCAGGAACAGGGCUCCAAAAAGACCAAGAAGCAGCUGAAAAAGAAGGCCAAGAAGGACAAGAAGAAGGCCAAGAAGCAGGCCAAGCAGCAGGCCAAGCAGCAGGCCAAGCAGCAGGGCACGAAACAGGCGGAGGAGCAGACGGCGGCUGGCGAGGAGCCCUCCAACACCUCCAGCUCCAGCUCUUCCAGCUCCAGCUCUUCCAGCUCCAGCUCUUCCAGCUCCAGCUCGUCCAGUUCCAGCUCCUCCAGUUCGAGCUCCGGCUCCGAGGAAGAAGAGGUAUUCUACAACGGUUACGACUGGGCCAGCAAUCCUUGGCGCCGAGGACCACAUGGCCAUCACGGCUUCGGUCGACGUCUGGGGCACGGUUUUGGCCACAAGCAUGGUCGCAAGCAUGGCCACAAACAUGGUCACGGGCCGCAUCAUCAUGGCCGACAUGGACAUUAUGGACGGCCUCACCACCACCAUCUGCAUGGACACCACUUCGGGCCCCAUUUUGGACCCCACGCUGGGCCCUCUCCCUUUGACUUCGAUCGGAGAUCCUUUCGCGGACCUUGGCAGGAUCAGUGCCAGUUUUUUCGGUGGAUGGGCCUGCCGUGGGCCCUGGACAAUGCCGCGGCCAGUUGGAGGAGCCACUCGCUGCCUAGACUAUCUAGGGGCGACUGUCGUGGAGAUCUCGGAUUCGGAUUCGGACCAGGAUACGGAUACGGAUAUGGCCAACCGUGUUCACGACAUGACUGUCGACUAGAGAGAUCUCUUUCCCGUUCAACUUCCGGUUCGCUGGAAAGGAAGCACUGCCGCAAGCCGAGGUCCAGUUCCAGUUCCAGCUCUAACUCCAGUUCUUCCUCGGAGGAUGAGAAGAAGAGGCAGAAGUGCAAGGGCAAGGGAAAGGGCAAGGGCAAGGAGAAGAGAAGAAGGCAGCGCUCCUCCUCCAGCUCCUCAUCGAGCUCCAGCUCCAGCUUCGAUGGCGAAGUGCAGAAGAGGCACCACCGACGCGGGCAUCAUUUCGGACCGCCCCAUGGCCAUCACUUUGGACCGCCCCAUGGCCAUCACUUCGGACCUCCACAUGGCCAUCACUUUGGACCUCCACAUGGCCACCACUUUGGUCCGCGCCAUGAAGGUUACCGUCCCCAUCACGGCGGACACCAUGGCCAUCACUUUGGUCCUCAUCACGGUCCAUUUGCCGGACGACAUGGCCCCCAAUUCGGACCAUUCUCUGACUAUCCCCAAAGAGAAUCCAGUGAAGGACCACGUUUUGAGCACCAGCCCCGUCCGGAGUUUCAUGGACCACCACCAGCCGAGUUCCCAGGUCGUCGCAGUCGUUCUCUGUCUCGAUCCCACUGCCGCAAGGACAAGCUGGAGAGAUUCCCAUCGUGUGCCGAAGACAAGGACGCAAAAGUCGAGAAGGACGAGCGCAAGAAGGGCAAAAAGAAGCACGGAAGGCGCGCUCAUAGACAUGGACAUGGACAUGGACACCAUCGUGGUUAGGCAAUCGCAGCCAGCGAUUAAGAUGCAUUAAGAUUCCUUCAAUACAACCUCCCAUACAUAUAA
This is a messenger RNA of Drosophila sechellia, 1961 nucleotides long. Its product is annotated as hornerin. The coding region runs from base 162 to 1898 and encodes 578 amino acids. The record is from RefSeq and is a predicted model, not a curated record. Lineage: Eukaryota; Metazoa; Arthropoda; Insecta; Diptera; Drosophilidae. The transcript has a single exon.